CCACGACAUCCCAAGACGCCCAACCCGACAAAGGGAUUGGCUAUUUCCUUCUCAACUCGAUUGCCGAAGCCCAUGAUGCUGCGUGUCUCCGGCCGAGAUACUGAACAAUUGACCCUAUGUAGUAAUCUUCUAUCUACCGGACCACGAAUCAAGUUGCGGCCGAAGUCAGACACAAGCAAGCUGUGUGCGCAGACGUCUGAAGUCGUGCGCCAAAUUAAAAUCACCCAAGGCCCCCCCACGAUAGACACGUCGAUCAAGACUUCCAUGCUAUAUGCUCUCGUACACGAGCUGCAGUGAGCCAGACCAUCAGCGUUCUUUGACACCAACUGAAUCCGUAGGUCCAGCGUCUCAACAGCCUUGGGCUUCACAAAAAGAUAAAUCCAAGCCAAAGUCAACGUGGACUUGCCUUCCAUACCAACAAGAAGUAUGUUGCCCAGUAUAUCAGGACUGAAGACCGAAUUGCUCGCCAGCAUGAAGCUCAAAAACGACGAGAUAACAAUGUCCAGCACGAACGCACUCUUCCGCUACGCCUUCUGGGCAGUCGCCAUCUUCAUUACGAGUCAAGCCCUCGUCUUCCUGUACAGAAACCUCACAUCACCCUUGCGCUCCGUGCCUGGCCCAUUCCUCGCCCGCUUUGGACGGAUAUACUACUUCGCUCGCGUCGCCCUGGGCCGCUGGGAACAUGAUGACGUCGCUCUGCACCGAACUUACGGCCCGGUCGUGCGUGUCGGCGUAGACCUGUACAGCAUCGACUCACCCGAAAUCGUCAAGAAAGUGUACAGCAUUGGCUCCAAAUUCCCAAAGUCCGACUGGUACGAUGCCUGGAGACACCCUGACCCAAAUCGCUGGACUUUGUUUCCCGACCGUGAUAUGAAGCGGCACGCGGAGACGCGCAAGCGGUUUCAGGCGAUGUACUCCAUGUCAAGUCUGGUGAGCUACGAGGGGUACGUGAACGAGUGUACGGCAAUCUUCAGAGAGCGGCUGGGCGAGUUCGCCGAAUCGGGCGAGACCAUCGAUAUGGCGCAUUGGCUACAAUGCUACGCAUUUGAUGUUAUUGGAAACAUCACAUAUUCACAAAGAUUCGGGUUUUUGGACAGGGGCGAGGAUAUUGCCGGGUUGUUGAAGGCGCUGCAUGGGGUAUUGAGAUACGGAGCGCUGGUGGGGAUCUAUGCCUCCUGGCACCCGCUGAUUUUCAAUAUUUUGAGCCGUUUGGGCGUGGGUGGUGCAUCGGGCAGGACCUAUCUGAUGAAGUAUGUGCAGCAAAGGAUUGAGAUGAGAAAGGCCAAGGAUAAGACAGGGGAUGGUGUCAAGGAGGUUGGAGAGAGGGAUGAGAGCGGGCCCAUGGAUUUCCUGGACAAGCUCAUGGUUGCGAACAAGGAAGAUCCAGCAAGGGUCACGCCGUAUCAUGUUUUCAUGAUGGGCUUGUCAAAUAUCAUCGCCGGGUCGGAUACGACGGCCGUCAGUCUUUCGUCCAUACUAUACAACCUUAUAAGAUAUCCGAACACGUUGAAGAAGCUGAGGGAAGAAAUCAAGCAUUUUGAAGAGCAAGGGCGUUGCGGCAACCCGAACGUGUCGUUCAAGGAAAGUCAGGAUAUGCCCUACCUUCAGGCUGUGAUGAAGGAAGCUCUGCGUAUCCAUUCCGCAACAGGCUUGCCAUUAUGGAGAGUUGUCCCGGAAGGAGGCGUUGAGAUAUGUGGCUAUUUCUUUCCCGAGGGUACCACUAUCGGAAUUAACACCUGGUGUGCACAUUUUAACGAAGAUGUCUUUGGUCCACACGCCAAGGAGUUUCGACCCGAGAGAUGGAUCGAAGCUGAGAAGGAGGGAGGCGAGAGUUUCAAGAAUAUGGAGGCCUACUACAUGCCGUUUGGUCUAGGUUCGAGGACCUGUAUAGGCCGGCAUAUUUCGUUCUUGGAGAUGUCGAAACUGAUCCCCCAAAUUGUGCGAAAAUUCGAUUUCCAGCUUGAGUAUCCGGAUCGCCCUUGGAGUACGGAGAAUACCUGGUUCAUCAAGCCAACCGAUUUUCGAGUAAAGGUCAAAAGUCGACAAGAAUGAUCAGAAUUUGUCAUAGUGUAUUUAUGUAAAGAAUGUUAUCA
This is a messenger RNA of Exophiala xenobiotica, 2093 nucleotides long. RefSeq lists its product as uncharacterized. Bases 427 to 2052 code for a protein of 541 amino acids. Gene Ontology annotation, molecular function: iron ion binding; monooxygenase activity; oxidoreductase activity, acting on paired donors, with incorporation or reduction of molecular oxygen. The record is from RefSeq and is a predicted model, not a curated record. NCBI's taxonomy places the organism in Eukaryota, Fungi, Ascomycota, Eurotiomycetes, Chaetothyriales, Herpotrichiellaceae. The transcript is spliced from 3 exons.